This is a messenger RNA of Sorex fumeus (smoky shrew), 5129 nucleotides long. RefSeq names its product PPFIA binding protein 1 (gene PPFIBP1). The record is from RefSeq and is a predicted model, not a curated record. The coding region runs from base 162 to 3386 and encodes 1074 amino acids. Gene Ontology annotation, cellular component: presynaptic active zone. Gene Ontology annotation, molecular function: protein binding. Gene Ontology annotation, biological process: neuromuscular junction development. The transcript has 31 exons. Lineage: Eukaryota; Metazoa; Chordata; Mammalia; Eulipotyphla; Soricidae.
ACGCGGCGCUGGACGCGGGGCCGGACGCGGGGCCGGGCGGCGGCAGAGUGGAGUCACCAAUGGCCGGGCUCUGACGGGGCCGCGUGAGGGCCGAGGGGACGCGCGGAGCUGUGCGCGGUGUUCAGGACCUUAGCUAGGGUUGGCUCGUGACCAGAGGCAAAAUGAUGAGUGACGCGAGCGACAUGCUGGCGGCCGCGCUGGAGCAGAUGGACGGCAUCAUUGCAGGCUCCAAGGCCCUGGAGUACUCCAACGGCGCCUUCGACUGCCAGUCGCCCACGUCCCCGUUCAUGGGCAGCCUGCGGGCGCUGCACCUGCUGGAGGACCUGCGCGGCCUCCUGGACGUGAUGGAGCCGGACGAGAAGGACGGUCUGCGCUGCCAGGUCCCCGACUCCACGGCCGACGCCCUCGCCGCCUGGCUGCAGAGCCACAUGACCAACGGGCACGUGCUGGGGAACGGGGACGUGUACCAGGAGCGGCUGGCACGCCUGGAGAACGACAAGGAGUCGCUGGUCCUGCAGGUCAGCGUGUUGACGGACCAGGUGGAGGCGCAGGGGGAGAAGAUCCGAGACCUGGAGUUCUGCCUCGAGGAGCACCGGGAGAAGCUGAACGCCACGGAGGAAAUGCUGCAGCAGGAGCUCCUGAGCAGGACGUCCCUGGAGACGCAGAAGCUGGACCUGAUGGCCGAGAUCUCCAACCUGAAGCUGAAGCUGACGGCCGUGGAGAAGGACCGGCUGGACUACGAGGAUCGCUUCAGGGACACGGAGGGCCUGGUGCAGGAGAUCAGUGUUCUGAGGCUCAGGGUCAGCGAGAUGGACGGCGAGAAGCAGCAGUAUGAGAAGAAGCUCAAGUCAACCAAAUCCUUAAUGGCCAAACUCUCUAGCAUGAAAAUCAAGGUGGGUCAGAUGCAGUAUGAGAAGCAGCGGCUGGAGCAGCAGUGGGAGCCCCUGAAGGAGGAACUGGCCUCUUUAAAGGAGCAGCUGGAAGAGAGAGAAUCCGAGGUCCAGAGGUUGCAGGAGAAGCUGGUUUCCCAGAUGAAAGGCGAAGGGCCCCACCUCCCGGACCGAGACGAACACUUAAAACAGAAGCUGAAGGAGAAAAAUGUGGAAGUGCAGAAGAUGAAGAAGGCCAUGGAGUCCUUGAUGGCCGCCAACGAAGACAAGGACCGGAAGAUCGAAGACCUGCGGCAGUGCCUGGACAGGUACAAGCGAAUGCAGGAACCCACGCCCCCCGCUGCCGGCACGAAAGAUGAUGCGUUCCUCUCACUCGACAGUCCUCUAUGGGCAGCCCUGCGUCUGGGAGCCGGAGGAAGGGAGUGGGAAGGACAUAAGCCCCCCCACGCGUCCCAACGCCUGCACGCCUCACCGGGCCCCGACGGCGACUCCGACGAGCUGCUCACGGGCAGCAGCUCCUUCUCCACCCUGCUGGACGCGCCCGGCCUCAGUGACCUGGACAGGGGCCCGCCGCCCACCUCGGUCCCCAGCUCCCCCAGCCGCGACCCUCUCCUCUGCAGCGCGCCGGAUGAGUUCCCAGGCGGCGGAGCCCUGCAGCUCCCACUGCCGGCACCCAGGGGUGUGGAGACGUUGGAAAAGAUUAAGCUGCCUCCGCUGGAGACCUCGUUUGAAGAUGAUGUCAUCACCCUCCCCGCUGCUGCGGUGGACCCCCGCCCUUGUGACAGCCCUCCAGCGUCCAGUCUGCAGAAGGCCGGCAGCCUGGGCAGCCUGAGGAGAGAGUCGGACGGGGCGGCCCUGAGCAGCCUGCGGAGGGAGCCGUCGGACGGGGCCAAGGCCACCGAGGAGGGCAGCCCGCCUAGGAAGCUCCCUCCCAGGGCACCGGGCCACGCGGCCACCUUGGACGACAGCCCCUUCGGCACGCGCAAGGCCAGAUCGUCCUUCGGCCGUGGCUUCUUUAAGAUCCGGAGUAACAAGAGGACGGCCAGUGCCCCUAAUCUGGACCGUGAGCGCAGCGCCAGCGCGCCCACCUUAGCCGACACGGAACAGGAGACGACUGAGCGCCUGGACCUGGCCGGGAGGUCUUCUCGGCCCAGAGGGCCCCAGGUGGGCAGCCCCUUCCAGAUGACGCCCACGUCUCCGGACGCCAGGAAGAAAUCCCGAGGCCUCAUGAAGCUCUUCGGCAGGCUCAGGCGGAGCCAGUCCACCACCUUCAACCCAGAGGACAUGUCCGAGCCGGAAUUCAAGAGAGGGGGCACGAGGGCCACCGCGGGGCCCCGGCUGGGCUGGUCUCGGGAUCUGGGGCAGUCCAACAGCGACCUGGACAUGCCGUUCGCCAAGUGGACCAAGGAGCAGGUGUGCAGCUGGCUGGGCGCGCAGGGUCUGGGCUGCUACCUGAGCGCCGGCAGGCACUGGAUCGUCUCGGGCCAGACGCUGCUGCAGGCGUCCCCGCAGGACCUGGAGAAGGAGCUGGGGAUCAAACAUUCGCUUCACCGGAAGAAACUGCAGCUGGCGCUGCAGGCCCUGGGCUCGGAGGAGGAGACCAACCACGGGAAGCUGGACUUCAACUGGGUGACGAGGUGGCUGGAUGACAUCGGUCUCCCCCAGUAUAAGACGCAGUUCGACGAGGGCCGGGUGGACGGGCGGAUGCUGCAUUACAUGACGGUGGACGACCUGCUGUCCCUGAAGGUGGUCAGCGUGCUGCACCAUCUCAGCAUCAAACGGGCCAUCCAGGUGCUGCGCAUCAACGGCUUUGAGCCCAACUGCCUGCGGAGGCGACCCUCCGACGAGAACAGCAUCACGCCCCAGGAGGUGCAGCAGUGGACCAACCACCGCGUGAUGGAGUGGCUCCGCUCCGUGGACCUGGCCGAGUACGCGCCCAACCUCCGGGGCAGCGGCGUGCACGGAGGGCUCAUGGUCCUGGAGCCCCGGUUUAACGUAGAGACGAUGGCGCAGUUACUGAACAUCCCGCCGAGUAAGACCCUGCUGCGGAGACACCUGGCCACGCACUUCAACCUUCUGAUCGGCGCCGAGGCCCAGCACCAGAAGCGCGAUGCCAUGGAGUCGCCCGAGUAUGUGCUGCUAACCGCCACCGCCAAAGUGAAGCCAAAGAAACUUACCUUCAGCAACUUCGGGAAUCUAAGAAAGAAGAAGCAGGAAGACGGGGAAGAGUAUGUGUGUCCGAUGGAACUGGGCCAGGCGUCGGGAAGCUCAGCCAAGAAGGGCUUCAAAGCCGGGUUGGACAUGCGCCUGUAUGAUGAGGAUGACCUGGACAGGUUCGAGCAGAUGGAAGACUCCGAAGGGACCGUGAGGCAGAUCGGGGCGUUCUCCGAAGGCAUCAACAAUUUGACGCACAUGCUCAAGGAAGACGACAUGUUUAAGGACUUCGCGGCCCAGUCGCCCAGCGCCAGCAUGACGGACGAGGACUCCAACGUGUGACCCUCGUCGCGCCCGGCCCGGCCCGAGGAGCGCGGAGAGCGCUUGGGCGCCCCCCGCUUUCUCGCUGCAGCCGCCCCCGAAGUGUCACGGGGGGAACCUGUCCCGACACCAGCUCGCGAGAGGAGUCGCGGGUGGUGAGAGCGCGGCCACCCCAAUGCCCCCACGGACUGCAGAAACCCGCGACCUUCCAGCUGCAAAGUGUGGCGGGGCCGGGCGCCACACUUCCGCUCACGUGCACCGCGCGGGGAGUUCUGGGAGCAGCUGCGGCUCGCGCAUGCGCACACGGGGCUACCUCCCCGCCCCUGGCCCCGCAGUUUGCAAAGAUCCGGCCGUGUGCUGGGCUCGGGGCUGGCUGCACCCCCGCCCGCGGCCUCUUACUGUCUUAUUUUUAUAUAUUUUUCUAAAUAUGUGUAUAUAUUUAGUACAUAGAAAAAAAUGCAACUUUUAUUUUGUGGCCUAAGGAAGAAGGUUUUUAAAAACAGCAAAAUCAAGUUAGACCCCAUUUAGGAAACAGGGAGGUGGGACACCCCCAGCCCUCCCCGCGCGCGGCACCCCUGGGGGCCGCCUGGUUCUGAUCAUGAACUUCAGCCUUAAACGUGGAUGCUUUUACCUCAGAGGGAAGAACUCCAGGGACAUUUUAAAGACUAUGCACUUGGACGCAUUUCGCGGCCCUCCCCCCCCCAAAUUUGUAGAAACGAUUUUUGCAGAAACCAAAACACAGCAGAUACCUUUACAGUAUUAAGUAUUUUUUUUUUUUAAUUUCCCUCCCUGCGAAGCUGCGGCGUUACAUCAGAAAACAUCUGCCCCAUGAAUUCAUGGUCUUACCGCACAUCUCUCAGGCUACCCAGAAGGGGAUUUUCAACAACACAGCAAUAGUUUGUUUCCGUCAGAGUUCAAGAACUCGGAGGCUGCAAAGUCAGUUUACAGCCACCAUUUGCUCCCCGUGAGGUAUUCGAUACGCCAAACACAGUAACAACAAAAUCUCCAAUGGAGACGUUACUGGGCCCGCUCGAGCAAAUCGAUGAUCAACGGGAGGGCCUUUAUUUUACUUAUUUCAGUAAUGGUGCAGUGAAGCUUUGCGUGGGCUUGGGUUUUGUUUCUUUUUUUUCCCCCUUUUUUUUGGGUAGCAAAGACCCCAAAUAUUCUUUAUAAAGGAAAUAGCAAUAACAAAAAAAAUGUUGAUUAUUUUAGGGGUAUUAGGAGAAAAGUUCGGUUCCUUAUUCAGCUUUGUGUCAUCACGCGUGACAGCCAACUGUGCCGGGCGGUGGUGUCAGAGCGGGCAGUCUUUCAUGUCUGUGCCAGCCCGCAGGGUCACCGGCACCGGUUUGAUGCCCAGCGGUGACAACAUUUUUCCAAGCAGCAGCCAAGCUGUCAAGCUGUUCUUUGCAGAACCCUCACAGCAAAUCACUAUUUAUUCUUGACGAAAUGAUCUGAAGCUCGCCACUGCCUCUCGUUCCCUACAUUCCUCAUCUGGUAACUAUCCUGGACGGCUCGUGCUUUUGUGUUUUGUUUUAAUGUGAUGAUUCUUCACCGUUCAAAAAAAAAAUGUUAUCUGAACCUGGUUUUAAAAAAACAAAUGCCAGGACACUGUUAUAGAUGCCAAAAUACUCUGUUGAGGACAAUGUCGUGUGAGUGACAAUAUGUAAUGGAACUUUCCUGACGGUAUAUUUUAUUUACGGGAUACUAUACACUGCUGGUAUUACCACAUGAAAGGAAAUAAAGCCCAUUGAUAAUUACCUCCUG